AUGUCCAUUCCAUGGAUUGACAUACAUUCCACUAUCUUGUGUAUAGAUGCCAUAGCCAUAGUNGAAUUAUGCAACGGUAGAUGUUAUACACCUGGUGUUCAGCAAUGUUAUGGGAAAAUCAUCUGCGCAUAUGACCAGAAACCGUGUGGUAAAAUUUGCUAUAAAGUUGGUAUACAGAAGUGUCUCAAUGAUGUAAUUUGCGCGUACAAUCAAAUAUUAUGUGGUGCUGCAUUACAGAACACACGUGAAACAGUAACUUUGAUUACGAAAAACUUACACAACAAAAAGUGCGCUUUUCAUGAAUAUAGCUUUGUAAUGUCUGUCAAACACUCUGUAAAUGAUGCAGAAGAUCACGAAGAUGGCAUGACUUACGAUGACGGAGCGGAAGAAUUGACAUUAGAUGAGCACAAAGCACAACUGGAAGCAAAAAGGAAGAGAAUGUUGACAAAGUUGCCGAAAUUACAAAUUCGACAGGCGGAUGAAGGUGUCGAAUUAAAAUUUUACCCAACGCUUCAGUGGGUGUAUCGAAAAAAUAAUGAUGCGGGUAAAAAAUGGCAACUUCUCAAUGACUAUAUCGAAGAAGAAGCUACUAAAAAAGCAAUGACAACACCGACGAUUGUUGAAACAGACGAUGGAUCACAUGAUUUCACCAAUAGCGAAGACAAUCAAGAUAAAGCAGAUGAGGAUGAAGAACAGUCGUCAAUCCCGAUACAAACAGAGCAUGUUUUGUCAACUACUGAAUUUAAAGAAGCAGCACCUCAACAUCCCUAUUUCCAUACGCAGUUCAGUGAUGAUUUCAGUGAUCGUACUAAUCAUUUUUCUACGUUUUAUUACUAA
Messenger RNA from Adineta ricciae, 837 nucleotides. Lineage: Eukaryota; Metazoa; Rotifera; Eurotatoria; Adinetida; Adinetidae. The record is from the annotation of a GenBank genome assembly.